Syzygium oleosum is the source of this 1115-nucleotide messenger RNA. Its product is annotated as NAD(P)H-quinone oxidoreductase subunit N, chloroplastic. The coding region runs from base 105 to 788 and encodes 227 amino acids. The transcript is spliced from 4 exons. Gene Ontology annotation, molecular function: oxidoreductase activity, acting on NAD(P)H, quinone or similar compound as acceptor. Lineage: Eukaryota; Viridiplantae; Streptophyta; Magnoliopsida; Myrtales; Myrtaceae. Gene Ontology annotation, cellular component: membrane. The record is from RefSeq and is a predicted model, not a curated record.
GACGUCUCAAUGUUUGAAAGCCACAUUGCUCACUUCUCGAGCCUCUUCUCAGUUUUCGCCCUCUUCCUCCAUUGGACUGUAAGUCUCCCACAGGGAUAAGCAAAAUGGCAGCUGCUGCCUGCUUCAACUGCGCCACGCCGGCUGGCACCGGUCUCCGGCCACGCAAGCAAUGCCUGGACAACCGUGUCGUUUUGGGGACAAUCGUCGAACAGCUGAAUGCGACGAGGGUGAGCAUGGGACAAGGACGGCCUUCGAGAAGGUCCAGGGUCGAACCUGUAAGAUGCAGCGGGAUCGGAAUAGGGGACUUCAUUGGAGGCGAUCUGCUGAAGCCCGACCUCGGCCGCUGGCUCUCGGACGUCGAGGAGCACAAAGCGCUCGCCAUCUACACGCCUCACGAGGGAGGCUAUGAGGGCCGCUACCUCGCUCGCCUCAGGUACCAGGGCUACUACUUCCUCGACCUCACGGCUCGAGGCCUCGGCGACCCCGAGACCACUCUCACCAAGAUUCACCCUGUUUGCCCUGCGCACGUCGGGAAGCAGCCCAUAGCAAGGUGGUAUUUCCCACCGGAAGUGGAUUACAGGCUCGCCGCGCUACCCCCUGAUGCCAAAGGCCUAGUCGUCUGGAUAAUCGAGGCCAAGGUUCUGUCCAAAUCCGAGCUCCAGUUUCUAGCCUUACUUCCCACGCUCCGGCCAAAAGUCAGGGUCAUCGCUGAAUGCGGAAACUGGCGAAAGGUCAUGUGGAAGCCGCUUAAAGAAAUCGCCGGCCUGACUGCAGAUACCGAAUCAUGAUCAACCCCAGCCAGGAGGCACCAGUAAGGAUAUCUGCAGAAUUCGGGAAUGCACUGUAGAUGAUUUACAAUCUUCCAGGCAACGAUUGCUCCGACUUCGCUAUUGUCUGAGGACCUCUUAGUUGGGUCAAGGAGAAGCAUCAGAAAAUCGAUACAGUCCUCGGCAAGCUGUAACCUGUGCAGAAACUACAAAUGUGGACACAACUAUUUUUGCUAUUUAUUGCUCUUAGAUUAUCUACUCAGGGAAUCCAAACGAGCAUAUAUUUUUUUAAAUGUAUCACCACCCGGAAAAAUGCAUAAGCAAGGAAGAUACUGUUUGUUGCAUCCA